GUCUCAACCGGCGGUACAAUCGGAUGAUCCCGGGCGGGCGGAGCCAAGUAGGAGGAAACGGUACUGUUGGCUGACUGCUCUCAAGAAAACCGGCGACGAGCCUCCAUACCACCAUACCCGGCAGGUUCACAUCUUCUCAGCUUUCCACGAACCGACACGGCCACAGCAAGCAAGCAAGAUAGCCUAUUAAAGCCAAACUUCAGUCAUAAAACAACAUCCAGCUUCUUAUAAACCGAGCUGCUGUAUGCUGCGGGUUCUACAGAGAUCUGUGAAGGAGAUUAACGGACACUCGGGAUGGAGACGCAGAUACAUGUGCCUGUUGGGUCGCCGGUGAUUAGAAAAAUCCCCAUUUUCGUGGACGAACACAACGUGACUGAGGGGGCCAUGAAACUGAUCCAGGAGCUGAGACCGGCCUGGGACAAGAACCUCAUCAAGACUAAGCUCUUCACUGAUGGAACCACAAACAAAUUGGUGGGCUGCUACACGGAGGACAGUCCAGAGGAUGUGGUCCUUGUCCGAGUGUACGGAAACAAGACAGAGCUGAUUGUGGACCGAGACAAUGAGCUCAAAAGCUUUCAGGUGCUACAUGCUAACGGAUGUGCUCCUCACCUCUAUUGCACCUUUCAGAACGGCAUCUGCUACGAGUUCAUGCAGGGGGACGCUCUGGGGACGCAGGAUGUGAGGGAUCCUACAUUACUCAGACUUAUAUCCAGAGAGAUGGCUCGUAUCCAUGCCAUCCAUGCACACAAUGGCUGCAUUCCCAAACCCAACCUCUGGAUUAAGAUGCGAAAAUACUUCUCCCUCGUGGCAACAGAGUUCACUGACCAAGCGUCCAACGCCAGAAUCCAGCAGGAAUGUCCCAGUAAAGCAGUGCUGGAGCAGGAGAUGGUGUGGAUGAAGGAGCACCUCUCCACUCUGGGCUCCCCUGUGGUUCUAUGCCACAAUGACCUGCUGUGCAAGAACAUCAUCCACAACACUAAAGAGGGUCAUGUUCGCUUCAUAGACUAUGAAUACUCAAGCUACAACUACCAGGCCUUCGACAUCGGGAACCACUUCAAUGAAUUUGCAGGAAUGGCAGAGCUGGACUAUGGGCUGUACCCCAGUCGGGAGAUGCAGAUGGAGUGGCUCAAAGUCUACCUGCAGGCAUACAAACUCUUCACCAAGAAAACAGAGGAGGUCAGCCAGCGAGAGCUGGAGACGCUCUACGUACAGGUCAACAAGUUUGCUCUGGCUUCUCACUUCUUCUGGGGCUUCUGGGCGCUCAUACAGGCCAAAUACUCCUCCAUCGACUUCGACUUCCUCGGGUACGCUGUGCUACGUUUCAACCAGUACUUCAAGACCAAACCAGAGCUGAUGGCCCUUCAGAUCCCAGAAUGAGAGAGGACAGAGGCAAACCGAGCGGAGAGAAGACAGGAGGGAGGGGACAUCAGGCAUAAUGCUGGGACUUCCUGUAGGGUGGUAACACUCUCUCUUUGGGCCAGCUGUUUCUAGACCGCUGCUCGGUCUACCUGGCCUCCUUUUCUGCAACAAGCGCAAUUAUUAUUUCAUUCCUCCACCUUAGGUCCAGGCCUGUCACAACUGUAGCUCCAGAAGUGUCCAUGAGGUCUGUCAGUCUGUCUGUGAGUGAGUGAGUGAGUGAGUGAGUGAGUGAGUGAGUGAGUGAGUGAGUGAGUGAGUGAGUGAGUGAGUGAGUGAGUGAGUGAGUGAGUGAGUGAGUGAGUGAGUGAGUGAGUGUAUGCUUUUGUUUGUAUUAACUCAUCUAGAGAAACAGGACUUCUCUUUCUUCUUAGGGCAGCUGAACGAGGCGUAGUAAGCCCUGCAGUCUGACUUAACGUUAGAGAUAAUACACUUAAAACCUGCUCGGCUGUUAAUCACACUGACACCAACGUGUGUCACUACAAUGGUAAGGAGGCUCAAACAAGAAUGAGACCAUUUAGGAAGGUAAAUACAGACCUUCAUAUACUUCAGCCAUCCCUUCAUCUGUCUAUAGAUCUCAACAUUUAGACCAAAUCUUCACGAUUCGUCCUCAUUUUUCAUCUUUGGUGCCAAGUGCUGUGUACCUCUGCAUCAGCUGUGUACUCGGGGCAUUACUGUGUUGUCUCUCCCUGAUCUUUGUCUCUUGUUGCAGUUAGAUCUCCUUUCAGUUUCUCUUCUAGUUACUUCAGACAAGCUGCUGCUAAUGCUAGAAACUAACAAAUGAGAUGUUUGCUAGUGGACUCUUCCCUUGGAGGACCAAUCUGACCUGGAGUGUGAGGAACAGCAGAUGGAAAAGCUCUUCAUGGACUGGCUGUAGUCACUGUUGUGUUAUAGCAAUGUGUGAUAAAGAGAAGCUCAAUGUGCAUUUUAUUUAUUCAUGUGAAGACCUUUUGGAUUAUUUCAUAUCUCAGGUGAAAGGACACUAAAGUUCUGGCUGCAGUGAAAGAGAAAGAGAAGAGGAGAUGAUGGUUAAAAAGAGGGCGCCUGUGUCACUCUGAACUCUGCGUGCAUCUCUGCCCUCAACACAUAUUUCCACCUUCUUGACUUUUAUGGUUACAGAGAAUCGCUCUGUUAAACUUUCCAUUAAGUCUCUCCAGACCUCUUGGAAAAUUACAACCUCCGUCACCCAGCCCCUCCUCGUCCACCACCUCUCUCUUUUACUCUUCAUGCCCUAAUCUGUUUGCUCUCUCCUUGUCUUUUCAUCUUUGAUCUCCAUCCUCAGCUUUGUUUCGUAUUUCCCUUCAUCUGUUUAUAGUGAGGCAGCACCUGUUCCCCUGACACCACAGGCUGCUCUCAGCCCCACACUGAAACCAUUUCCUACUCUCAUCCCACAUGUUGAGGUAAACUCUCACAUGUUCAGACAUUGCAGACAUUUUAUAUGGGGUCAAAUCAAAGCUAGCUCUUCAUUAAGAAAACAGGAACUGGUUAGUGAUGAUGCAAUGAAUAUGUCCUGUUACUUGGAUGACAUCUGACACGACAGAAACAGUGAAAGAUGGACGCACACAAAGUAUUCAUUCAUUCAAAAAGUGCUGGAGUCUUAAAAGGAGAACUCUGAUUUUCCUCCUCAGUUAUUGAAGGUUACUAAAGACUUCUCUCAGAGCUGUCUCUGAAGAUACACUUUAAACAAAACCUGCUCCAUGUGAUGUUACCUUAAAAAUGUAACGGGGAGCCGAUGCUACCUAGCUAGGUGACAGAUCCAUCAUUGGAAAAUUGUAUAUCUGAACUUUUGAAUUUCAACCCCUCAGAGCUGCGAGGUCCUGACGUCCACGGUGAAAUGAGAGUUCUGCUAAUUCUAUAUAUUUAAUCUAAUGUCAAUUCAAAUACGUUUAAAGUGACCGUCUCUCAUGAUCGACUAAUACUUCAAAACCCCUUUUUGCAACGAGGAGAAGCAAAUUCUUCAGUUUAACAAGGGACAACCUGUAAAAGAAUUGCACAUUCACAAUUAUUGCAGGAAAAAAGAAAAGAUGUGAGAAACCAGAUUCACAUUUUCCUUACAAAGAUGAAUCAUCUCAUUGGUUGAGUUCAUAAUUAAUGCACUUUUUCAGACACGUCAUACAAGUGUUUCACGGGUAGUACUAACAAUCUAAUCAGUGGAAUGCCCCUUUAAUACAUCUGCAUCCCAUUAAGGCUGAUUUAUACUUCUGCGUCGCCCCUAUGCACCUGUGCGUCAAUGUGUCCGUGUUGCGCAGCAAUUAUCCGCCUAUACGCUUGAGGGCAGUUUGGUCUCUCUGAUAGCCGGUCGCCUGCUUUCGGCCUCACUACGAUCUCUGUUUAAUUUUCCACAGAGAUUCAGAGUGUGUUAUGUUAAUCUACAGCUGAUACAUGUUGCUGUUUAUCAUACAGACAUGAUUACAGGGAACAAUAGAAUAGGGAAAUAGAAUGCCGCUGAGCGGACCAAUCACAGGGCUUGCAGUGCGUGUUAAUUCUACGCGUAGUUUCAUUUGGUGGAGGUGCACGUCAGCUACGUGCGUAGGCCUCUGUGUAGUUACGGGAGCUACGCUGUCCCUUCGACACAGAAGUAUAAAUCUGCCUUUAGCCCUGAACUUCCUUAUAUGUAUCUAAGGUAGUUUGAUAACAAGGCUCUUGAGCUUCACUCAGUUCACCUUAAACUGAGCUCUGCAAAGGCUUGUGUAUUUGGAUACCUGACACCUGCAGACACCUUGGGGUUGACCGGUCUCUUAGAAAGUCUUGCUACACCCCAGGCUCCUGGUCCUGUUAUGAUGAGCCUGAGCACAUAGUGUAUCUCUAUGUUUAUGAAUAAAGCAGGCCCUCAGAUGAUAUUUCAUCAGUGAUGUUGGGCUCCAGUGCAGAGACACGUCCUCCGUCUUACCCACACGGUCUUUAGGAUAUUUAAUCCGCUCUGGGCUCAGCAGGGGGAGACACUGAGCGCUGAACUUUGUCCUCCACUGGUGUCUCAUGUGUCUGACAGACUCAAUUAUUUACACAGUGAGCAGGGGCCUCUCAGGACAGCACAACAGAUGGAGACUAAGAGAUGGGAAUGGUUUCCAUUCUGGAUUAUUGAUCUAAGAAAUGACAGUCAGAGCUGUUGGAGCUUCACAUUUAAUAAAAUGUGUGUGAUGCUCUCAUCUGAAGAAUUGACGAUCAGAACCUUGUUAGUAUAAAGAUUAACUUAGUCAGAUAGUACUUAUAAGAUGGCACAUAUUUGGGAGUUAAAAGGCAGAUUGAUUUAAAUCAAUAUUGAUUGUGCAAUUAUGAUUUGAGAAUGAAGAGGAGGCUUUAUUCUAGGAGCUAACAGUGGGGAGAUCACUGCUAAGGUUUCCUGAAAUAGACCAAAUUAUUGAGCUUAAAUGCACAAUCCUUAAGACGUUUGCACUCAUUCAGAAGUUUGCUCAUUUUAAAGCAAAUGCUGGUAAAAGUGUCCGCUGUGCUUCAGAAGACUGAGCAAUAAGCACGAAAGAUAUCGACCACAGUGAUCCUGGUGUAAUUAAAGUUGGUCCAGAGCUUAAUCUGAAUUAAGCUGAAACCUUGAGUUUGACCCGUGACUCAUCCAUCAAAGGUCUCAUUGCUCUAAUGAUGCCCAGCUUUAUUAACCGUUUCACACUCAAUGGUACCAUAACGUUAAAGAUGAGCCUUAUGCUUGAACUCAUGAGGAGAAAACGGACUACAGCAGAAAAAACAAGCUGGGAAGAAGAGUAAUCACUCGUUCAUUUUUUAUGUCUUUUUGCAAUAUGUGCACAAAAACAUGCACACACUUGGUCCACUUCUUCUAAACAGUCUAAGUUAGGCGCACAUUCCCAAACAUCUAUCCUCAAGUCUUGAUCUAUUUCCAAUGAUGUCCAUUAAGUUCUGUUUUGGUUGUUGUUUUGAAUGCUUCAGUGACAUAUAAGGGUAGAAUGAACAGGUUUCUGUAGCUGGAAGAGUUCGGCCUGUAAGCAGAGUCAGGCAAAUGAUCUUAAGGUUGAAAUGAGACCAAUGACAGAUCCCUCUCCCUGCAAGUCUUAGUUUAAUGUAUUGUGCUAACCCAAGAAUUAGCUAAAGGUAGCUAAAACCUUUGCACUGUUGCCUGCGCUGACGAAUCAGUUCGGCAUGUUUUGUGACAGAAAGUGUGAGCGUAGAGUCAGGAUGAAAACCCUGAAGUUUGAAAGCUAUAUUUACCUUCUUGAGUCAAAUUUCUUAACAUAAACAGACACAAAGACGACAGAUCUUUCAUUCGCUAACACACUGGGUAAGGUGAAGAUAAGCCAAACAUGAAGGUGUAAAACAUUCAGUGAAGUUAGUGAAAAUCUUCCCCCCGUAAAGACUGAUAUAUGAAUCUGUAUCUGUCACACUUGAAUCCUACACAGGCUGCCUGGAUCUGUUCCAUGCUAGUUGAAGAAAUGUCACUCCCUCGUUGAGUUAAAGUUGUUUUAAUACAGGGUUUAUUUAUUGAAGGAAUAUUACUUCUAAUGUUCACGUUUCCAAGCAUUCAUUUCUCUAAUCAUACCAAAAUGGUUAGCUUCAGAGGGUUUGCAUUGCAGUUCAUUUGAGCUAAACUGUGUUUGUGUGUGAAUGUACUAACUUAAUUUUAAGAAACACUGUACAGAUAACUGAUUUUUUUUUCUUUGUAUGCUUAUAUUUACUUUUUGUAAAAGCUUGAGCGCUGUGUAAAUGUACUCAUCCACUGCUAAAGGAGAUGCUACGUCAGUGUGUGUGGCCAGCAGAGAUGGAGGAUGUAAAUACUGUAAGAAAUACUGUGAAAAGCUUACUGUACAGUAAUCCUUCACACCUCUGUAGGGAGAAGACUUAUUUAACAGUUGUCAGUAAAUAUUUCCAUUAAAAUGCAUUAAAAUGAA
Molecule: messenger RNA, 6269 nt
Organism: Notolabrus celidotus (New Zealand spotty)
Lineage: Eukaryota; Metazoa; Chordata; Actinopteri; Labriformes; Labridae
Gene: etnk2
Product: ethanolamine kinase 2
Exons: 9
Coding region: 295-1377 (360 amino acids)
Biological process (GO): phosphatidylethanolamine biosynthetic process
Cellular component (GO): cytoplasm
Molecular function (GO): ethanolamine kinase activity
Source: RefSeq, a predicted model, not a curated record